AUGGCGGACAUGGACGUAUUCGCUGCUAUGGGCAUAUCAGGCUUUGGGAAAGCUGCGAAAAAGCGGGAACUAGACCCCUCCAGAUUCGACAAAACGAAGAGGGUGGAUUCUACCGUGGUAAGACCUGUACCAGGUCCAAGUAAGCCCUCCUCCGAGGUUGGUGUGCGCGCUGCGCAAUCGGAAGAUGAAGACGAUGAAAUGGACGACUCCAAACCGUCAACCUCCAGGCAGGAGGGUCCCUCGAGAGCAAGCGAUGGUGGUGAGGUAUCUGGAGAGGAAGAUGACGCGGCGCACGACGAACCCGAGUACGACCCAUCACUUCCCUCAGGGCCUGAGUUUCCUAUCACUCAUGAGGCGACGCUCAAGGAGCACACGAAGGUCAUUUCGGCAUUGGCGCUCGACCCCAGUGGUGCACGUGUUUUGAGCGGGUCGUACGAUUAUGAUUGCAAACUCUGGGACUUUGGUGGUAUGACCACUCAAACAAGAUCAUUCAAGACUUGGGAGCCAGCCGGCAGUUAUUAUGUUAACGACCUUAAAUAUUCUAACGAUGGCCAACAAUUUCUCGUAAUUUCAGCCACGAUCCAAGCGAAACUUUACGACCGCGACGGCGAAGAAAAGGCAACAUUCGUCAAGGGCGAUAUGUAUAUCAGGGAUAUGAAGAAUACUGCCGGUCACGUUGGGGAGUUGUCCGCAUGCGCGUGGCAUCCACAAGAUCGGAAAUACUUCAUCACUAGUUCUGCAGAUUCAACGAUUAGAAUAUGGGAUGUGGAGAACAAGCGAAAGCAAAAGAGUGUCAUUGUUGUGAAAUCCAAGGAGAGAGGUGCCAGAACCAAGGUAACCACGUGCGCCUACUCUCUUGAUGGAAACUUGAUUAGUGGAGCUUGCCUUGACGGAUCUUUGCACAUGUGGAAUGCAUCGUCAAAUUUCGUCCGGCCAAAUAUGACCGUCGAAGGCGCCCACACCAAGGGAAGCGACGUCGGUUCGAUCGUUUUUUCCGUUGAUGGGAGAAUCGUCCUCACACGAGGGGGGGAUGAGACUGUUAAACUUUGGGAUCUUCGCUCCUUCAAAAAACCUCUUGCCGUGGGUUCAGGCCUAGCGACGCUAUAUCCGGGCACGAACGCUGUAUUCAGCCCGGACGAGAAGUUCAUUCUCACAAGCGACGGCGCAUCACAAAAGGGAGGACGGGGAAAGCUGGUCUUUCUUCGGCGCUCAGAUUUGAGCGUUGUAGAAGAGACGGAUAUGGAGACGACGCCAGUCAAAGUGGUUUGGCACUCGAAAAUAAAUCAAAUUCUGACCGGACUUUCGAACGGCACAGUAUCAGUGCUCUACUCCCCGGUGACGUCGAUCAAUGGUGCGAAGUUGUUGCUGGCGAAGGGAGCACCGAAGCGGCCAACGGUGGAAGAUCUCUCUGACGCGCUUGCGGCGCCUGCAAUUUUGACGCCACACGCGCUUCCCAUGUUCCGGGAUGGUGACGGUGUCGUGAAAGGAACAAAGCGAAGGAGGGAGAAAGAUCGGAUGGAUCCCAGGAAGAGCAGAAAACCAGAGUUACCUGUCACUGGUCCAGGGAAGGGAGGUCGCGUCGGUGCAAGUGCGACACAGCACAUUGUACAGAACCUCGUACGGGACACCACACGAGACGAAGAUCCUCGAGAGGCGCUUCUCAAGUAUGCGAAGCUCACAGAAGACGAUCCAGUCUGGACUGCAGCGUGGCGACAAAACCAACCCAAGCCGGUGUUUGCGAACGUGUCCGAGGACGAGGAGGAGGAAAAGUACCCAAUGGGUGGCGUCCGAUUCCCCAAAUCCAAAAUCUCCCUUCCCCUCUCUGCCAACGUCACACUGCGUGACUCACACGUCACGCGCCUCCCGAUGAACGCGACCGACGCUGAACAACACACCCCGCCCACCACCAGCGAGCAUGACAAAGCAUCCUCUCCCAAUCCUUCCCCCGCCCCAGACAUAAACGCCGAGUCCCCAAGCGGAGUGCCCAACGCUGUCUCUGACAUGGAUGCCCCGCCCAAAGUCUAUGCAGCACAGGGCGAUCCGUCUGAAGAUGUCUCAAUGGCCGAACCGUCACCGGUGGCUGACAUGGCUCCCUCGGAGCCUACCGCCAACGGUAACGACCCUGGUGAAGCUACCACGACCACCAAUGGCAUCAACGGUCAUUCACUCGAUGCCGACGGCGACGUUACCAUGACACAACCAUCGCCGCUCGUGAACGGCCAAGCUGACUCGACGGACACAAAGGGCGGUCCAUCUCCCACUGCUCCAAUGUCACCGCCACCCACAGCUUCGGCUUCCCCAUCCCACCCUGAGACGGACGAUGAUAGUAAACCACCCCCUGCCAAACGGGCGCGCAAGUUCUCUGAUGCGGAUCAGGCUUCUGUUGCCCAUACGGCCUCACCACCGCCAGUGACAGCUUCGUCCAUCCAAACUGAGGGUGAUCAGGUUGCUGAAAGCCCAACUCCUCUUCCAUCCUUGCCUGCCCCUUCGGGCGCCUCGACCUUGAGCGCCGCACAGCACCGCUUCUGUUUGUCGACGAUACGGUCCUUGAAGAAGCUGAAGGACGCUUCUGCCUUCCUGCAUCCCGUUGAUCCCAUCGCCCUCAAUAUUCCUCAUUAUCCGAGCAUCAUUAAGAAUCCUAUGGACUUGGGUACCAUCGAAAGGAAACUCAUGUCCUCAAGUCCUGCCAAACCAGACCCAAAUUCAAAUAAUCCUCGUUAUAACAGCGCAGACGAAUUUAUUGCGGAUGUUCGUCUAGUAUUCACGAAUUGUUUAACUUUCAACGGUCCCGAUCACGUCAUUUCGGUAGCAGGAAAGCAUUUAGAAACUGUGUUUGAUAAACAGAUCAAACAACUCCCGCCUCCUGCACCGGCGAAGCCCAGUGUUCAGAAGGCAGCUACGCCUCCGCCUCUACCCCAACCAGUUCAACCGAAGAAAGCCACUGCACCCCCGCGCCGCGCCUCCACCUCCGUUCCUGUUAUUCGUCGCAACGAUAGUGAACACGCGGCAAUUGCGCGACCCAAGCGAGAGAUCCAUCCACCACCGCCCAAGGAUUUGCCAUAUGCCGAUGUGCCAAAGAGGUUGCGCAAACCCAAGGUCAAGGAUGAUGGCACUGCAGAGCAGCUGAGGUUUUGUGCCAAAAUCCUGAAUGAUUUGCACCGUAAGCAGCACUGGGCAAUCGCGCAUCCGUUUUACGAGCCAGUUGAUCCUGUCAAGCUCGACAUUCCAACGUACCCGAAGAUCAUCAAGAAGCCGAUGGAUUUCUCGACCAUGCGAAAGAAACUCGACAACGGCGAAUAUGCGAACGCCACCAAGUUUUUCGAGGAUUUCAAACUCAUGAUUCGCAAUUGUUUCACCUUCAACCCUGCCGGUACACCAGUCAAUCAAGCAGGCAUUGAGUUGCAGCGGCUCUUUGAUGAGAAGUGGAGGAAUCUGCCACCACUGCAGGAGGCGAGUGACGAGGAGGAAGAAGAGGAAGAGAAUGAGUCGGAGGAGGAACGGAAGCGCAGGAUUGCAAAUAUGGAAGCACAGAUCGAGUCCAUGCGGGGCAAUUUGCUUGCUCUCAAAAACCAACCUGCGAAGGAGAAGAAGAAGGAGAAGAAGAAGAAAGAGAAGCCGUCUACUGCCUCAACGUCGAAAGCGUCGGGUUCACGUAUAUCUAAAGCCGCGAAUGCCGCGAACGGCGCUGUAAAGAAGAAGUCAAAGAAGCAAACACAGGACGACGACAUCCUCACAUUUGAGCAGAAGAAAGAUCUGAGCGAGGCAAUCUCGAAUUUGGACGAGUCCAAACUCGAGAAGGUUAUCAACAUCAUUCACGAGGGCGUUCCCGAGAUUCGCGACAGCACCGAGGAAAUUGAGCUUGAAAUUGAUCUUCUUCCUGCACAUGUGCUGACGAAGCUAUACAACUUCGUCAUACGGCCACUACGGCAGCCAGCUCAAAAGCGCAGUCGCGGCACUGGUAAAGGUACUGGUACGGGAGGGUUAAAGCGGAAGAGCAUGGAUGAGAACAUCGAGGCGGAGAAGAUUCGGCAACUGGAGGAGCGCAUGAGGCUUUUCGAUCAGGCGAGCUCCGGACCAACGACCGGUCCCCCUCCGCCUGCUGGCAGAGCCGACGAUAGCGAACAUUCAUCGGACUCCAGUUCAGAUGACAGUUCGGGCAGCGAGUCCGAGUAG
Messenger RNA from Pisolithus orientalis, 4173 nucleotides. RefSeq lists its product as uncharacterized. Bases 1 to 4173 code for a protein of 1390 amino acids. Lineage: Eukaryota; Fungi; Basidiomycota; Agaricomycetes; Boletales; Pisolithaceae. Gene Ontology annotation, molecular function: protein binding. The transcript is spliced from 19 exons. Gene Ontology annotation, cellular component: site of double-strand break; nucleus. Gene Ontology annotation, biological process: regulation of DNA double-strand break processing. The record is from RefSeq and is a predicted model, not a curated record.